UUAACCAAAUCACAAAAAAAAUCAUAAGAACAAGACGAAAAAUGAUAUAGUGAGCUAAAGAGAAAAGUUAAAAGAGAUUUAUAUUAUGUUAAAGUAUGUGAUUCAUUGAUUUAGUUUAAAAUAAAUUUUAAUUUAUUUGGAUCGAAAUAAGAUUAAUAUUAAGCUAAUCUAAUAUAGGAUAAACUAAAAUAUUUUUUACUAAUAUAACUUUAACAUAAUUGAAAAAUACGAUUGAGCCAGCUCACCGAGCCUUUGGGUGACUCCGCCCCUGCCUUUCAUUAUUAAUACGGUGGUGUGAAAGUUCAGUUGUGCGGAAUAGCUCAGUACGCCAAUCUGGUGGGCAUCACAAUUGGAUACACAAUAACAGCCUCCAUCAGUAUAGUGGCUGUCAGAAGGUCAAAUUGUUUCCAUAAAUACGACCACGAAGCUGCGUGCAACGUGUCAAACUACCCAUAUAUGGGAAUAUUUGCGGGAAUUCAGAUAAUUUUAAGCCAAAUACCGAAUUUUCACGAGCUCUCAUGGCUGUCCAUAGUGGCGGCAGUCAUGUCGUUCACUUACGCAUCCAUUGGCCUUGGCCUCUCCAUAGCCAUGGCUGCAGGCGGUGGUCGUGGGAGGACAAGCCUAACGGGGACGACUGUAGGGGUUGACGUGUCCGCAGCGGAUAAGGUGUGGAGAAGCUUCCAAGCCAUUGGAAAUAUUGCCUUUGCCUAUGCUUACUCCACCGACACAUUAAAGUCCCAUCCACCGGAGAACAAAGUAAUGAAAAGGGCUUCAUUUGUGGGAGUAACAACAACGACCAUAUUCUACGUGCUUUGUGGCUGCAUAGGUUAUGCAGCGUUCGGAAAUGACGCACCCGGGAAUUUCCUCACCGGCUUCGGAUUUUACGAGCCCUUUUGGUUAAUUGAUUUUGCCAACAUUUGCAUUGCUGUUUUCGCGCAGCCGUUAUUCGGGUUCGUGGAGAGUUGGUGCGCCAGAAAAUGGCCCGAGAGCAAAUUCAUAAUGGCCGAGCACUCGUUGCUUAAUGGGUCUUACAACAUCAACUUUUUCCGGCUCGUGUGGCGUACGAUCUACGUUGUGAUAACUUCCGUGAUUGCCAUGAUAUUCCCCUUUUUCAACGACUUCUUGGGGUUGAUUGGGGCUGCCUCGUUUUACCCGUUAACCGUUUACUUCCCGAUCGAGAUGCAUAUUGCGCAGGCCAAAAUACCUAAAUACUCCUUUAGGUGGAUUUGGCUGAAAGUGUUGAGUUGGGUUUGUUUUAUUGUAUCGCUUGUGGCUGCAAUUGGAUCCAUACAAGGACUUGCCCAAGAUGUCAAGAAAUACAAGCCUUUCAAAACUCAGUAGUUUCAAAAUGCUUUUUUUAUUUUCUAAUUAAUUAUUAGCAUGUUUGUUAGAGCAUUGCGGGAUUGUUGAGUCCAAAAAAUAUAUGCCACAUAAGUAUUUUAAACAUCGUCUUUU
Striga asiatica is the source of this 1455-nucleotide messenger RNA. The record is from the annotation of a GenBank genome assembly. Lineage: Eukaryota; Viridiplantae; Streptophyta; Magnoliopsida; Lamiales; Orobanchaceae.